Trypanosoma rangeli is the source of this 498-nucleotide messenger RNA. RefSeq lists its product as uncharacterized. Gene Ontology annotation, cellular component: transcription elongation factor complex. Gene Ontology annotation, molecular function: RNA polymerase II complex binding. The transcript has a single exon. Bases 1 to 498 code for a protein of 165 amino acids. The record is from RefSeq and is a predicted model, not a curated record. Gene Ontology annotation, biological process: transcription elongation by RNA polymerase II. NCBI's taxonomy places the organism in Eukaryota, Euglenozoa, Kinetoplastea, Trypanosomatida, Trypanosomatidae.
AUGGGGGGGAAGAAGAAGAAGGCCGUCGUUCCCAUUAAGAAGGAGAGCAAGUACAAAAUACCGGCACGAUUUGAUUGCCCGCUCUGCGAUGCGAAGAACUCCAUUGCUGUGCAGCUCGUGCGGAGCACCGGAUCCGCCAGGCUGCACUGCCGCUCCUGUCGCGUCGGGACCGGAAAGGAGUUUCCGUUUCUCCCGCUGGAGAAGCCCGUGGACAUCUUCUUCCGCUUUCGCGAGGAGCUUAUGCAGCAGGACCGCCAGUUUCUGCAAGAACACAACAUCGUGACCGACACGACGGCGGCGAAAACAGGCCUCGCGCAGCUUACACAGCCGGGAGCAACAGGUACGGUCGCUGGGGCGGAGGCAGCGGCGACGUCACGUGGCGGGGAUGUGGCCGCCAUGCACCGCAUUGAGUUUGAGGACGAGGAUGACGAGGACAACGGGUCACACUUUUUUGCGCCGGCAGAGUACGGGGAGGAGGAAGAUGGAGUUGCGUUGUAA